Molecule: messenger RNA, 1071 nt
Organism: Acanthosepion pharaonis
Lineage: Eukaryota; Metazoa; Mollusca; Cephalopoda; Sepiida; Sepiidae
Source: the annotation of a GenBank genome assembly
AUGUUUUUUUUCUGUCUUUCUUCCGAAUAUAUUCGUUUUUCCAAACAGUCUCUUCUCUUCUUUUUCUCUAAUAAAAUAUUUUUCUUCCUUUUUUCUCUUGUAUUUUUCUUUUUUUUUAAUCAGCUUCUUACUCUAUCUUUUUCCCCUUUAUUAGUAUUUUUCCCUCUCUUUCUUUGCAAAGACUUUCUUUCCAGUAUAAAUCUCUCUCUCUCUCUCUCUCACUCCGAUGCCUUUCUCUCUCUUUCUCUUCAAGUUCUUACUCUGUCUUUCUCCCUUAUUUAUAACUCUCUAUUUUUCUCUCAUCAUUUUCCAUCUCUUUCCUUGCUAAGUCUUUCUUUCCAGUGUCUUUUUCUCUCUUUCUCUAACAUUUUGUCUCUCUCUCUCUCUCACUCUCUCUCUCUCUCUCUCCUAGCUCUCUCUUUCCCUCCAGUGCCUUUCUCUCUCUUUCUCUUCAAGGUCUUACUGUGUCUUUCUCCCUUAUUUAUAACUCCUUUUCUCGCCAGUAUUUUUCUUUCUCUUUCUCUAAUGCUUUCUUUCUUUCCGCCAAAAUUCUUCUCUAUUAACUUAAUUAUUUCCUUCUUUCUUUCUUUUUCUUUCUUUUUUUUUAUUCUUUCUUUCUUUCUUUCCAAUCUUUUAUUUUAUCUAUCUUUCUAUUUUUUUAGCUCUCUUUUCUUUCUCUCUUUCUCCCUAAUAUCUUACUAUCGCUUUCCCGUGAAUUUCUUUAUCUUUCUCUUUCUCUCGGUAUUUCUCUCUCUCUCUUUCUACCCGAUUUAUUACUAUCUCUUUCUCACUUAUUUAUCUCUCUCUCUUUUCCUCCGCGAUAUGUUUCUAUCUCUCCCCAAUCUCUCACUCUUUUUCUUUCCCUUCUUCUUUCUUUCUUUCUUUCUUUCUUUCUUUCUUUCUUUCUUUCUUUCUUUCUUUCCCUGCAAUUUUCUUUCGUAUUUUAAUCUUUCUUCCUUCUUUCUUCCUUUCUUUCUUUCAGUUAACUUAAUUAUUUCCUUCUUUCUUUCUUUCUUUCUUUCUUUCUUUCUUUCUUUCUUUCUUUCCCUGAAAUUUUCUUUCGUAUUUUAA